AUGUCGACAAUCGCCUCGCUGCAGGGCCUGCGCGGCACUGUGGUGUUUCUCGGGAUCGUCCGUCUUCGACUGGCCGAAGACGCGUCCACGGAUUCCAAUCCGUGUAGUAUCCCACUGGUGAACAUGAGUCAGUUCUCCAUGGUCACCGACCUCCGGGACCUGUCUCGGAGCGUCACGAGGAAGGACAACAACACUCCCCCAAAGCUCAACGUAAGGAGUCGCAUUAUCGUGGUUACGGCGUCGAACGGAGCGCCUGGAUCAACGCUGGUCUCGCGGGCCGUUAGCGGUGCCUUGGCGUGGGGCGACGACGUCAGUAAUCCAUGUCGGCCAACCUCUGGCCUUUCCAAGGCCAGAUGGCAUCCCGACCUGUAUAGGCGUAACGGGAAGGGAUGCAACAGCGCUUCUCCGAGGCUCAACACGGAGCGCCUGGAUCGAGGAUCGAUACUAUUCCGCGGUAGUAUUGUCCUUGGUGUAUUGGCGUGGUUCGGCGGCGUACGGAGCGCAGCGAUGACCGCCGCGAGCUGA
Messenger RNA from Fomitopsis serialis, 525 nucleotides. RefSeq lists its product as uncharacterized. The record is from RefSeq and is a predicted model, not a curated record. The transcript has 5 exons. Bases 1 to 525 code for a protein of 174 amino acids. NCBI's taxonomy places the organism in Eukaryota, Fungi, Basidiomycota, Agaricomycetes, Polyporales, Fomitopsidaceae.